This is a messenger RNA of Cynara cardunculus var. scolymus (artichoke), 1135 nucleotides long. Its product is annotated as transcription factor MYB20-like. Bases 1 to 1032 code for a protein of 343 amino acids. The transcript has 3 exons. Lineage: Eukaryota; Viridiplantae; Streptophyta; Magnoliopsida; Asterales; Asteraceae. The record is from RefSeq and is a predicted model, not a curated record.
AUGGGAAGACAACCAUGUUGUGAUAAAGUUGGGUUGAAACAAGGGCCAUGGACAGCUGAAGAAGACAAGAAGCUUAUUAACUUCAUCCUCACCAAUGGCCAAUGCUGUUGGAGGGCUGUCCCUAAACUUGCAGGACUAUUAAGGUGCGGAAAAAGUUGUCGACUUAGAUGGACGAAUUACCUCCGACCGGAUUUAAAAAGGGGGUUGUUAUCUGAAUACGAAGAAAAGAUGGUUAUCGAUCUUCAUGCUCAACUUGGCAACAGAUGGUCAAAAAUCGCAUCACAUCUUCCGGGACGAACGGAUAACGAAAUCAAGAAUCAUUGGAACACCCAUAUCAAGAAAAAGCUUAAGAAAAUGGGAAUUGAUCCUCUAACACAUAAACCACUUCCUCUUCCAACCUCGUCAACUGAACAACAGUCACCACUGCUUCCAUCUGCAUUAGUCAAUGAACCAUCGCAGACCAGGGAAAACUCCCCUUCCAAACCAAUGGAGUAUCAAAAUAGUGAGUCGAUCGAAGUAGUUAACGAGACGAUCUCAAUUCAAUCAAGUUCAAUCACCGAGGUAGCAAAAGACGAACAAGAAGAUGGUGAAGAAAGCACAAUGAUUGCAAAAGAGUCACAAGUAGGUGAUUUCUGCACCGAUGAAGUUCCUUUGAUCGAGCCUCAUGAGAUUAUGCUUCCUAACGACGUUAAUAUUUUACCCCCGUUAUCUUCUUCUUCUUCGUCAUCUUCAACCUCAUCAAAUUACAACAUUACGAUCUGCAACCAGAAUUACGCACAUGAGGAACAACACCAGUUUCUGCCAAGUUUUGACUGGUGUUCUUCAUCCUUUGACUCUACCACUUAUAGUAACUUUGAAGCGGGAUUUUGGGAUGAUGAUGACGAAUUCAUCAAUAGUUUGAGCAUGUUGAUCAAUGAUUGUGAUGAAAUCGACACAACCACUAGAAAUGAUGCUACUUUUACACAAGAUCUCACCCAGUGCUCGAGAAUGCUCAUCGAUGAUGACACAUGGAAAUUCGAACAACUGUUGUGAACGAAACGUCAAUUUCUUUUUUCUAUUUCCUUUUCUUAUCUUUUUCCCCAAUCCUUUUGGGUGGAUUUGUAAAUCCUGAAAACUGAAGGGUUGUCAUUUCCUA